AUCCGGCCAGGGAUCAUGAUUGUAGCUUAAUUAUGAGCAGGCAACAUCGUGACAACUAGCUCCUUAUCCAAACAAGAUUCGUCCACCGAUGCGAUGACGUGGCAAAUCAACAAUGUGCCACGUUGCUGGGGCAAUCCAAGCCGGCAGGCACGUGUACAUCUCAAUCUGAUCAACACCGGAUCCACUUCAUUCGACUGUUCCUGUUCCGAAACCUAGUAGUAGUCUCCAAACGACUUUCCUCUUGCUUUCCGAUCUCAGUCUCGGUUGCUUUUACGGCGUUCACACCACCAUGGCCGGCCACCUUCUUCGUCUUCGCUACAAUUCCCGGCGAUCGCCGCUGCUCCGGCCCGUAACCGCGCGUCUCCAACCCCCCAUCCUGUGGUAUAGAGAAGAGAGCAAGGGAAGCGGCGGGAGACAUGGAGUGGAGGAGAGGGCGCCGUCCACGGCGGAAGCGUUCAAGAGAGUGGCGGAGGAGAAGGAGCAGUUGAAGAGGGUGGAGGAGGAGAUGGCCCGGCGGGGCGACGAGACCAGAACGGUUAAAAAGGCACCGGAAGCUGCAGAGUUUGAAGCCAUUUCGGCCGGUGACGCUGACAACAACAUUGAAUCCGGGCGGCGAGAGAAAGUAUAGCUAAGGAUAUGGAUGAACUUUGGGAAAGCAUAAUUAUAUUGGGACCAUAUAAUAAAACAUACAUGUGAAUAGUAUGUGCUUACCUUGUUGACUUGUUGCACCUUUGUUUUUUAUUUUUAUUUUUAUUUUUUGAACUUUGAAGGGCUUGUCAUUUUAUUUUUAUUUUUUUUUGGAAGAAGAGCUUGUGUAAAAUAAUAAUAAAGCAUUUGAAAAAAACAAUUUUUCAUUAAAAA
Messenger RNA from Malania oleifera, 861 nucleotides. RefSeq lists its product as uncharacterized. The transcript is spliced from 2 exons. The coding region runs from base 290 to 628 and encodes 112 amino acids. The record is from RefSeq and is a predicted model, not a curated record. NCBI's taxonomy places the organism in Eukaryota, Viridiplantae, Streptophyta, Magnoliopsida, Santalales, Ximeniaceae.